Molecule: messenger RNA, 2494 nt
Organism: Colletotrichum acutatum
Lineage: Eukaryota; Fungi; Ascomycota; Sordariomycetes; Glomerellales; Glomerellaceae
Product: cytochrome P450
Exons: 3
Coding region: 490-2094 (534 amino acids)
Molecular function (GO): oxidoreductase activity, acting on paired donors, with incorporation or reduction of molecular oxygen; heme binding; iron ion binding
Source: RefSeq, a predicted model, not a curated record
CAUCCUUGUCGGUCGUUCUGCCUUCAUCCAAUCCGGGACCACUGAUCUCUCUCAAUCAUCUUAUCAGAUCAUCUAAUCUGAUCCUCUCGACCCCACCAUCCACCAUAAGAUGCGACCUUCUCACGCAUCGCACACCCCCUCCCCCCAGUAAGACGCACUGGCGGGAGGACGAUCACAUCGAAAGGACCAAACUUACAGACCCCCCCUUGCUGAAGAAAAAAAAAAAGUCAGAGUGAGAGAGGCAUUUUUCCUCUGGUUAUUCUGUCCCGAAUGUGACAUUACAUAGAGCCUCGGAUUGGUAGGUCGUAGAUGAAAUUUGACCCUAAUACCCCGCCAUCUCUUUCACUACGUAGCUUUUUUCUCUUCUUUUGUACUGCGUGUGGGCAGCAAGAGCUUUUUCGUCCCUUUUUCGUUUCGUUUUCUUCCCCUCCCUUUCGUCAUCUUUCUGGGAAAUAGCUGGGCGAUACCCCCCAAGCUUUGAGGCUCACGAUGUUUGGCGUUUCCAACUGGCUGAUCGCGGCCAGCGUGGCUCUCGCCACGGCCGUGUACUGGGCUUUCAAGGCCGUGUACAUGAGAACCAGGUUCAGAGGAUUGCCUCAACCGCCAAAGCACUCAUGGAUCUGGGCGCACACAAUCAUCUGGGAAGAGCUGGCAGCCACCCUCCCGCUCUUCACCCACCCCCAGCACAUCUACACCAUCAUGGCGCAAAAGUACAACCUCGGUGGAAUCUUCUACGUCGACAUGUGGCCCUUUGUCGAGUCCCAGGUCAUCAUCACCGACCCGGACGCCGCCCAGCUCGUCCUCACCACGAACCCCUACCCCAAGCACCCCACCAUCGAGCAGUUCCUGCGCCCCUUCACCGGCAAGGACAGCAUCGCGGCCUCCAACGGCGACCGAUGGAAGUACAACCACCGCAUGGUCGGCUCCGGCUUCACGCCCACCUACGUCAAGCCCAUGGCCGGCAUGAUUGCCGAGCAGGUCCUCAUCUUCCACGAGCGUCUUCGCGCAUUUGCGGCCAAGGGCGAGUCGUUCAACAUGGAGGAGGAGUCAGCCAAGACCAUCUUCGACGUUGUCGGUAAGAUUGUGUUUGGUGUCUCUCUCGAGGCCCAGAGAUCUGGCUCGCCGCUGCUUGAGGAUUUGCGAAACUCGAUUAACCCCGCCACUACCUUCAUCGGCACCCGAAACCCGUGGAAGAAGCGCAAGGCGCAGCAGAAGUUGCAGGCGCUCAAGGACCGUGUUAGGAAUACCCUGGCCAAGGAGAUGAAGGAGAGAUUGCGCAUCCUGCAGGACGAGAAGGAGUUGCCUUCGCGACGACAGGUCAAGAGUGUCUUGGACCGUAUCGUCCUCGACAGAAUCCAGAGCGGACCGGGCAUGGGCCUCGACGACGAAUUCAUCGACACCGCCGUUACCAACCUCAAGGCUCUCCUCCUCGGAGGCCACGGCACCACCACCGACACCUUCACCUGGGUCACAAUGUUCCUCUCACUCUACCCGGACGUCGUCGCACGCCUCCGCGCCGAGCACGACGAGCACUUCUCCCCGGACCUCGACACCACCAUCGAGAUGCUCAUCGCCAACCCGCAAAAGACAAACGACAUGGACUUCACCAACGCCGUCAUCAAGGAGACGCUCCGCUUCUUCCCCAUCGGCUUCACCAUCCGCCAGGCCCCGCCCGGAACGACGCACCUCGAGUGGAACGGCCGCCGCUGGCCCGUCAAGAACCUUAUGGUCAUCCCCUGCGCGCACUCGACGCACAUGGAUCCCAAGGUCUGGGGCGAGGACAGCAAGAGCUUCCGGCCCGAUCGGUUCCUGGGCGAGGAUGCCAAGGAUAUGCACCGCUUCGCGUGGCGGCCGUUUGAGCGCGGGCCGAGGGCGUGUAUUGCGCAGGAUUUGGCCAUGGAUGAGCUGCGCAUCAUGUUGUUGCUCACGGUGCGGUGGUUCGAUUUCGAGACCAUUGUGAACGGGACUACGCAGAGGGUCGAUUAUAUGGAUAUCGAUCACAAGGUGGGCGAUUUGGCUUUCCAGAUGGUUGGUAUGGAGGCGAGGCCGAGACACGAUAUGAAGAUGAAGGUGCACGUCAGGGAGAGGAAGUGAGCCGCCGUCUCUGGUAUGCUACCCUAAGCAUGGCGUGGUCUAUUGGAGCCGUAUUCGUGUGGUUCCUGCGCCGAUAAGCGGCCCCCUGAACGAUUUUGGGGUCGUGGUUUGAAGGCCAGCACUGGUGCCUCAAUCAGAGGCACUGCAAAAUGAGUUGAGGGUACACAGUGAAAAGCAUGGUGGUGUACAUAAUUUGAAUCGUUGUCACACAUUAAUGUCAUUGUCUCAGAGGUUAGCGACAGCUCGUCGGGAAGGCAUCUUGGUGAUGGGCAGUGACUGGGUUUCUCUGUGUCUUAGGUCCGGGGUAUGAUUGAAGCUGGGCCAGACUCUUGGCCUUGAAUGAUUUGGCCAAUGACUUCAGUGAAAUAACACUUCGCUGCAAGACUUUUUUGGCAAUGCG